AUGCGGAAAAACAUAGUCGCGACUGGAAUAAUAUUCCACGUGUUCCUGCUGGUGAUUGUCUUUGGAUUCUAUCAGGUUUACGUCUCUGUAGGAAAUAUACACCCAUACCGAAGUUUCCUUGCCACAUCAGGUCCUCUAGACCUGGAUGAAAACCCUGAUAUGCUCGAGAAGACCUAUGCCCAACACGCCGAGGAAAACACCGAGACCUUGACCCAGAUUAAGCUCCUCAGAGCUCAAGUUCAGAGUUUUAACGAAACAGUGCAGACGCUGUUGAGACGACUUAGUGUGCAAGAGGGUAAAGUUCAAGAGGUCAAAGUUCAAGAGGUCAAGGUUAAGCCUAUCGUAAACGUGGUGCCGUCCUUUCCCAAUGAAUCCCUCCCAAGGCCACAAAACUGCGUCCAUUUAGCCAAAGCUCCACCUGGGGUCACUAUCUGCACUCACGACGCUAAAGAGGACGUGUGGAUAUCCGGUGCUAUCCAGGGUAACAAUUUGUGGGAGGAUGAUUUAACGAUGUACAUGCUGAGCGUCUUAAAGGAGCACCCGAACAUGCAGCUUGUGGACCUCGGCGCCAACGUGGGUGAGUACACACUGAUGGCCGCGUCCCUGGGCAGGCACGUGGUGGCCGUGGACAUCCUGGACAGCAACAUCCAGCUGCUCCAGCACUCGCUCAAGCUCAGCAACUUGUCGCACCUGGUUACCGUCGUCAAGAACGCCAUCUACAGGGACCGGAGCUUGAAGCUCGGCUUUAAAACUUACUCAGGAAAUAUAGGAGGGACAGCUGUUGUGGAAAAUCCCGUUGAUGGCGACGUUGUCCAGUCAAUUUGCAUGGACGACCUGAUUCCUCUGGUCAAGUCUAAGUCUGUCUACGUCAAGAUGGACAUCGAAACAUCGGAGCACCACGCACUGGCUUGUGGGAAGGAAUUUUUUUCUUCCCUUGACGUGAAAGUCAUACAGAUGGAGUGGAGCGGGAAGACGGAGCAAGCGGCCACAGAAAUUGAAGAGUUCGCUGACAAGUUUGGCUACACGACACACGUGUUGAGGGCGGGGCAUCUCAUACGGGAGAACAUUGAAGUCAAGUUUCAUGGCGAUUAUUUCUUUAUUAAAAUUUGAUUGCUGUUAAAAAUAUUUCAAUGUACAUUUCAAUUCUCUGCUUUAAUUAAAUGUUACAUG
Molecule: messenger RNA, 1170 nt
Organism: Physella acuta
Lineage: Eukaryota; Metazoa; Mollusca; Gastropoda; Physidae
Source: RefSeq, a predicted model, not a curated record